AUGAGUUUAUUAUUUAUACAUAAAUUAAAUUGUGAUUGAACCCUUUUCCACUCUGAAAUUCAACCUCCGGCGAUGGCGCCGACUAAAGGGAAAGGAAAUGGGAAAAGGAAAGGCAAAGGGAAUUCGAAGAAAACAAAAUGCAAAGCAACUUCCGACGUGUAUUUACCAAAAGAAAUCAUUUCUAACAUCCUUUCUUGUCUCCCUGUGAAAACCCUUUUACGAUUCAGGUGUGUUUGCAAGAAAUGGCGAAAGCUCAUUUCUAAGCCCAACUUCAUUGCCUCACAUUUCCGCCGCUCUUCUUCUUUGCAGCAGUGUGGUUCCUCCAUUCUUAUACACACUCGUCAUGCCGAGUCCUUUGCUCACGUGCUCUCGAUGUACAACCCACCCGAAUCGAUUGUCGAGCUGGACAACCCUUUUCCACGCUUCCUUCCCAGUAUGUCCAUUGUGGGUCCUGUCAGUGGCAUUGUCUGCCUUUUUGAGCCACCUUGGGGUGAUGUGGUUACCCUUUGGAACCCAGCAAUGAGGCGGUCUAGGAGGGUGCCGCUUUUGGAGAACAUACCCCUUAUGGGAGGAGGGUACUGUUGGGUGUCUAUUGGACUGGCGUUUGAUUAUGAAGAAAAUGAUUUGUUAAUACUGAGAAUCUUUUGUCUCGGGCCGGAUGCUACUGACCCGAACCCUGUGGAACUGUAUUCAACGAAGAAUCUCCGAUGGAAGAAGCUUAAAAAUGAGCUGGUUUGUCAUAUUGUUAGCUGUACUAGCAUUGCUAUCAUUAAAGGGGUGCCUUAUUGGUUGGCAUUUGCUACUGAUGAAAUUGGGUCUCAUAUGGUGUUGGUGCGCUUUGAUGUGGGUAGAAAAGUCUUUGCAAAGCUACCAAUGCUAGGAACCAGAGAAAAGACCAAGCAGAACUUUGUUGUCAUAGAGAAUUGUCUUGGUAUGCUAACCUGGGAGGAAAGAGACAAUUCCUACGUUGAUGUUUGGGUAAUGGAUGAUGAAGAUGGUUGGAGUAAGAAAUGCAAGGUAGGACCAUUAUUCGGGUUUGACAGAAUUGUGGGCUGUUUAAGGAAUGGUGACAUUGUAGCCGAGAAUGAAUACGGGGUGUUGUUGUAUGAUCCAGUGACUAGUUCAGUUAAGGCAAAAUUGAGUGUGGAUUAUGCUAUAAAGAAUUCGUAUGUGAUUUUGGACUAUUUGGAGAGCCUAGUUCAGAUUGAAGGCAUGACGUUUGUCAAGAAGUAAGACCCUAGAGACAAGGAGCGCAAAAACCUCAUAAGGGAUUGCAGAAACUAUGCAGAGACAACCCUCUCGUGAUCUUGGGCUAUCUGGCUUGCUCGAAAGGCACUCUGUUUGCCCAUAUUUUACUUACCUCAGUGAUGGAUGCAAAAACUUUUUGACCGUCUUUUUAGUUGGUAGGUGGUAGAUGUAUGUUGUUUUGUUACAACCCUCUGAUGUUUAAACUUGAAAGGUGCAACUCUGAUUAUUGAACUAAUUUCUGUCUCCCGUUGCACUCAUCAAUUAGUAUUUGGUGAAUUUUGUGUACAAUACUUUUUAGAGUUUUAUUUCGCUUCAUUACA
This is a messenger RNA of Capsicum annuum, 1568 nucleotides long. Its product is annotated as F-box/kelch-repeat protein At3g23880. Gene Ontology annotation, molecular function: protein binding. The transcript has 2 exons. Lineage: Eukaryota; Viridiplantae; Streptophyta; Magnoliopsida; Solanales; Solanaceae. The record is from RefSeq and is a predicted model, not a curated record. The coding region runs from base 73 to 1233 and encodes 386 amino acids.